Molecule: messenger RNA, 1533 nt
Organism: Nymphaea colorata (pocket water lily)
Lineage: Eukaryota; Viridiplantae; Streptophyta; Magnoliopsida; Nymphaeales; Nymphaeaceae
Product: 26S proteasome non-ATPase regulatory subunit 7 homolog A
Exons: 9
Coding region: 271-1203 (310 amino acids)
Biological process (GO): proteasome-mediated ubiquitin-dependent protein catabolic process
Cellular component (GO): proteasome regulatory particle; proteasome complex
Molecular function (GO): metallopeptidase activity; protein binding
Source: RefSeq, a predicted model, not a curated record
AGACAAUCCCUUUCGUGUGGGAGAAGUCUGUGGCGCUUGGCAGGAGCUGGUGAGCUGUUGCGGCCUUUAAAAGGGUGGGGGUGAAGGUAACCGAUCGUGACUCCGGCGGUUCUCCAGCAGCCCGGCGAUCUCCCUCGAACCAGAUAGGCCGGAAACCCUAGAUCUCGCUCUUUCUCUCUUUGUGCUGUGUUAGGGUUUCGUUGGUGCUAGGAAGGGCUUGGGGAUCGGGAAGAGAGAGGGCGCGGAGGCCGUCAUUGCCGAAGCGUCGGAAUGGAUGUGAUCAAGACGCAGCAGAUAUCUUCUCGGCCGGUGGAGAAGGUCGUUGUCCACCCGCUCGUCCUCCUCAGCAUCGUCGAUCACUACAACAGGGUCGCGAGGGACACAAGGAAGCGAGUCAUCGGCGUCCUCCUUGGGAGCUCUUUCAGGGGCGUCGUCGAUGUUACCAAUAGCUACGCUGUACCUUUUGAAGAAGAUGACAAGGAUCCCGGCAUCUGGUUUCUUGACCACAACUAUCACGAGUCAAUGUUUGGGAUGUUCAAGAGGAUAAAUGCAAAGGAACAUGUUGUGGGUUGGUACAGCACAGGCCCAAAAUUGCGUGAAAAUGAUUUGGAUGUGCAUGGAUUGUUUCAUGAUUAUGUUCCUAAUCCCGUUUUGGUCAUCAUUGAUGUACAACCAAAGGAAUUGGGCAUACCCACUAAAGCUUAUUGUGCAGUUGAAGAGGUGAAAGAGAAUGCUACCCAGAAAAGCCAGAAGGUGUUUGUUCAUGUGCCAUCGGAGAUUGCUGCACAUGAGGUUGAGGAAAUAGGCGUGGAACACCUGCUUAGGGAUGUUAAAGAUACAACCGUCAGCACCCUCGCCACAGAGGUUACUAGCAAACUGACAGCAUUGAAAGGGCUUGAUGCUCGACUUCGGGAAAUACGUGGUUACCUGGAUCUAGUUAUUGAUGGAAAACUUCCUCUAAAUCAUGAGAUUCUCUACCACUUGCAGGAUGUGUUCAACCUGCUUCCCAAUUUGAAUGUUAAUGAGUUGAUCAAGGCAUUCUCUGUGAAGACAAAUGAUAUGAUGCUUGUGAUCUACCUCUCAUCCCUCAUUCGAAGUGUCAUUGCAUUGCACAACUUGAUAAACAACAAGAUACUCAACAAAGAACACGAGAAAGCUGAAGAUGCGAAGCCUAUGCCAAUUCCUGCAGCAGCAGGAAGCUAAGCUGCUCAGCCUUGGUCUGGAUGUGUCACGGUUAUUUUCUGCAGCAAAGUGCUAGUUCGCAAUUGCAUUUUGUGCCGAAGUUGGCUGCUGCAAAUUGGUGUUGGCUCUUGUGAGAAUUUUGUAUUGAUCUUUAUUUCAGAAACUACGCCCUCAUGCAACUUGCCACCAGAACCAACAUCCGAGUGCUUCAAUGACUAGUUGAUUCUAGUAGAAUCGUGUAACUUAGAAACUGUUAGGGCUUCCAGACGUGAAUUGUUUUUGUUGGAAUUAAAUAUGGAUCAUGACAAGAAGGCAUGCUUAAGAUGUUAAAGGAACUGAAUUUUCCAUUCU